UGUGUGGUUAUGAACUUCAUAAAACUCAUGAUUGGUUCACAUUGGUUCCAUUGUAUCACGUGACUUUUGGCGGUCAACGUGACGCUCGUUUGAUCGAUGAUUAUACUUCAAAGGUUAGUGCUAUUUUAGAUAGUUUUCAAUUUUUCCAACAGUUUGAGAAAAAUAAAUAGAUAAUUAUGGUAAAAUUAACAUCAAAAUUUAUCGAAAAGAAGUACGUCCAAAUUCGAUCAAAAUCCCUUAGUAAGGCAAAUAAAAAACAAGAAUUAUGGAAGUUAACUCAUUUGUACAUGAAUGGAAUGUUUAUCAAUGAAAUUGGUAAUUUUGCUGUAUGCAAAAAUUUAAAAGUAAUUUAUCUUCAAGAUAAUAAUAUAUCACGUAUAGAAAAUUUACACUUUGCAACACAUUUAACACAUUUAUAUAUGCAACAUAAUAAAAUAAGUAAGUUAGAAAAUUUAGAUUGUCUACAGAAAUUGCGCAAACUUUAUGUAGGAUAUAACUGCAUUAGCGUAAUUGAGGGAUUAGAAAAUAUAGAAAAUUUAAUAGAACUACAUGCAGAAAAUCAAUCCUUAACUCUAGGCGAAACAUUAUGCUUAGAGCCGCGCAGUGCUAUAACAUUAUCUAAAUGUUUAAAAAAACUUAACAUAUCAAAUAAUAAAAUGACUACUUUAACUGAUAUAGCAAAUUUUAGUGAAUUAGAAAUACUAGAAGCGAAAAAUAAUUUACUUGAAGAUAUUGAGGAUUUAACUCAAAUAAUAAGUACAUUAAUUUCACUUAAAGAAUUAUACAUGAAUGGCAAUCCAGUUGUUCACAAACAUAGAUAUAAGGAAAGCCUUAUUGCUAAUAGUAAUACAUUGGCAAAUUUAGAUGGGAAGAAUAUUUCUGAUACUUGUCGCAGGUUUUUACAGGUUUUCAAAGAGAAACGUUUUAAAGAAUCAAUUAAAAAAAUAACAGUACCGAUAACAGAUGACAUUGCAAAUUCUUUGAAUUUGCCUCCUGCAUUUAAAAAAUCUGUAUAUAGAGCGAUAUUUCAACAACCUGGACCAAAAUUAUCUAUAAAAGUUACAUCUGCUAUGGGAGAAUUACAGCCUCAUAGUUUCCCAUUAUGGAAAACAGCUGCUGGUAUAAAUAGUCUAAAGGAUAACCACAUAACUCCAAGACCAUUUUGGAGGAAUAAAACGAAUAAAAAGGAAAUAUGUAAAGUAAACGCAAUAAAUAACAAAGCAAUCAUGUUUCCACCAAUCUGAUUAAUUUUGGUAAAAUAAUUGAUUAAUAUCGAAUAUAUUUUGCUAUACCUAUUGUCCUAUAUAUUGGAAUCUCUUAACAGCUUUAAUGUACAUUUGUAUAAAAAUAAAAAAGAAUAUGAAAUGUUCACAUGUAAACAAAAUGAAUAAUUUGUUAUCAAUUACAAUAAUACUUUUAUGUAUUUUAGCACUAAUACUACAUUCGACCCAUCAAUAAUCAUCUAUAUAACUUGAUAAUUUAACUUACAAUUAAACUUACUUGUGAACAAAUGUGUAAUAUGGAUAAGAUAAAAAAAAGGAAAUAAAUAACUAUACGUAUGUAGAUAUUGGUUCAUUUCAAGGAAGAUAUAAUAACACUUUCAUAUGUAUUCAAUCUGUAAUAAUAUAAAUACAUUUGAAAUAAAUGAACAACAGAAAUAUCAGAAUGUAAACUUAUAUACUACAUUUGUACGCUGCUUGAAGAUCCAUACGUAAUCUUUUCAAUUCGAUUUAUGAUAAUUUAAAUGCAACUAAAUAAUACAAAAACCAAUGGUGCUUCAAACAUUACACAAGUAUAAUAAUCUAAAGUUUUUGCACUAUUUUAUUUAAUAUCAUAAAAAUAAUUAAUGCUAGACUGUAACAUUGACACAAAAGCACAUACUAUUUCUAAGCUGAAAUAAUAUAUAUAUAAAUAUAAUAAUUUUUUAAGAAAUUUGAAAUAAAUAAUAUUCAAAAAUUUAUAUAUAUAUAAUACACGAUUAUUAGUUACUAUAAGCAUGGAAUGUUAGACGUAGUACGAAAUGACAUUUUUUCUGGAAUUAAAACAUAAAACAAAAUGCAAAUCGUUUAAAAUUCGUUACAUUUAAAUAAAUAUAUUAAACCUCAAAAAACUUUUUUUUAUUGUUUCCAAAUAAUUUUAAGAUUUUAAGAAAUAUUACACAAUUUGUG
Messenger RNA from Polistes canadensis, 2168 nucleotides. RefSeq names its product protein phosphatase 1 regulatory subunit 42-like. The record is from RefSeq and is a predicted model, not a curated record. Gene Ontology annotation, molecular function: protein binding. Lineage: Eukaryota; Metazoa; Arthropoda; Insecta; Hymenoptera; Vespidae. Bases 177 to 1244 code for a protein of 355 amino acids. The transcript has 6 exons.